This is a messenger RNA of Gasterosteus aculeatus aculeatus (three-spined stickleback), 1295 nucleotides long. NCBI's taxonomy places the organism in Eukaryota, Metazoa, Chordata, Actinopteri, Perciformes, Gasterosteidae. The record is from RefSeq and is a predicted model, not a curated record.
GAGGACCGCGUCCCUCGACCGCGUUCGGAGGACCCAACGGAUUGGGACAGUCGAGUCGCAGCCGAAGUGACGUAUGCGUCCUUAAGGAGGCAGCCAGCCACUGAGUGACGUCACAGAAAGAAGCCCGCUACGGGAACCAAGCAGGUUCAAAUGAGAUCCGUGGGGUCAAAAAACUAAACACACAUACGAGCAAGUUACCUGGAUUAAAGGUCCAAAUCACAAUUUGUAACCAAGAGCGACUUUAAGACCUCAACGACCAAAACAGACUGUGACGUCAGCAGUUCACACAACCCGCAGGACAUGCUCAGCAGGAGCACAGCCAGCCUCGGCCUGCGGCUGCAGCGCAACGCCACCCGGAGCCUGUUGGCGGCCCUGAGUCCCGGGCCUCAUGGGGGCAGACACGCAUCCGCCUCCACCUCCUCCACCGUGACGGCGCACAGCAGCCCCCUGAAGACCAUGGAGCAGCUGGGCGGCCCCGGCCUGCUCACCACCCUCAACUGGCUCUUCGUGAAGGGAUAUUUCCAAACUACGCAGCAGAUGCAAAUCGAGCACAGCCGGAUCUACGGGCCGCUGUGGAAGUCCAAGUACGGCCCGCUGGUGGUGGUGAACGUGGCCAGCGCCCAGCUCAUCGAGCAGGUCCUGAGGCAGGAGGGGAGGCUCCCGGUCCGCACCGACAUGCCCCACUGGAGGAGCUACAGGGAGCUCCGGAACCAGGCCCACGGACCCCUGACGGAGAUGGGGGUCAAAUGGCAGCGGAUCCGCAGCAUCCUGAACCCUCGGAUGCUGAAGCCCAAGCACGUGUCCUCCUACGCCUGCACCAUCAACGAGGUGGUGGGAGACUUUGUCCGCCGCGCCGCCUGGCUGAGGGAGACGGGCGGGGGGGGGCUGAUGGUCAACGACCUGACGGCGGAGCUCUACAAGUUCGCUUUCGAAGGGAUCUGCUCCGUGUUGUUCGAGACCCGCAUGGGCUGCAUGAACGAGGUGGUGCCCGAGGAAACCCAGAAGUUCAUCUUCUCCGUGGGGGAGAUGUUCCGUCUGUCCCCCAUCCUCGUGCUCUUCCCCAAGUCCUUCUGGCCCUACACACCCUUCUGGAAGCAGUUCGUGGCGGCCUGGGACCACCUCUUCAAAGUCGCUGAAGAGCUGGUGCAACAGAAGAUGGACGAGAUCCAGGAGAAGGUUCACCUGGACCAGAGCGUGGAGGGAGCCUACCUGACGCACCUCCUGCUCAGCGAGCAGAUGACGGUCACCGAGAUCCUGGGAAGCAUCACGGAGCUGCUGCUGGCCGGAGUCGACAC